This is a messenger RNA of Seminavis robusta, 2115 nucleotides long. The record is from the annotation of a GenBank genome assembly. NCBI's taxonomy places the organism in Eukaryota, Bacillariophyta, Bacillariophyceae, Naviculales, Naviculaceae.
CUUCAAACGAGAAGCUUCUCUCGCUGGUUCUCUUUUUCUUGAGUGUUCCAAGACGCCAAGACCUUCACCCACAAACCCAAAAGCAAUCACCACUGGGCUUGGGAUCACCAUCACAUUCCCAGCAAGCAAGUCUUUGACACUGCCAAGAAGCAAGUAAUCUCUGACGAGUUAGUCUGCCCUUAGCUUCAACAGCAAGUGUCAUGGCAUCAUCAGGCCAUCAAUCGUCUCACAAAACACAGACAAAAACAGCAGACAAAAAUCACUGCAAAACCCAAGCAAACAGCGAACAAAAACAACAUGACAGCAACUUCCGGAACACUGGCUUCCAUACCGGUACCCCUUCGAAGUCAACGGAGCGCCAGAUUACCACGGCGUGGAUCCUUUACAGAAGCAGAAGAGUUCUGCCUCCGCGCUCUACUGCUCGACAGAGCACCCGGUGAACCACCCAUGGAUGCCAAGCUGGGGUGCCUCGACAACAACGGAUAUGUGUACGAAAAGUAUCGCCACUCUCCCGAGCCACGAAAGAAAGAGUUUGACGACAAUGUACUCUUCCAGCUGCCGUUUGGCGGCGACAACAACAAGGUGCGAGCAAGCAACAAGUUUGGUCGCAAUGAAAAGAAGCUUCUUGGUCUCUGGCAAGCCCACGAAGAAGGAGUCCAUCAUCUGGUCAUGAACAACAGAAAAUCCUCCAGCAAUCGUCUUCCUACAAGACAGUGUAGUAGUGGGUUUUUGGCGGAACCUUCCAGUACACCAAACCAUAGACGAAUAGCCAGCGAGGGAAGCAAGGCUUCACAGGCUUCGUGGGCUGGAGCACUGAGUGUCAAGACGGAUAUCGAAGUCCGACCGGGACUGGAGCAUGAUGACAAUUCAUCUUGGGAUGAAGAAGCACCAACCCACUAUGAUGCUUGGGAGGUGCUCAAGGAUGAGUAUGCCGAAGAUUUUGGAUUUGAUUACAAGGAAAACCUUCAUUCCAUCAAGGCCACACUGGAAGAAGACGAUGAUACCUUGCAACACGUAUUCAAGAUUCUUGGAACCUCUGCAGACGACAAUUCAGCCCAACCUCAUGUACUGAGCCCACCACUCAUGGACUCUUUGCUCAAUUUCGCACCAACUUCAGUCUCGAUGGAAAACUACUGGAUGAAAUUCAGCUUGAUACGCGACGGGGCCUCGCUUUACACACUCAAACAGUAUGUCAAGGCAGCACCGUGCACACUCCUUGCCAUUGAGACGACAAAAGGACAUGUCUUUGGAUCAUUCACCUCCAACAUCUGGAAGAAUCAUCCUACUUUUUUUGGUGGUGCCCCGUCGUUUCUUUGGCGAAUGCGACACAAUCGACGAACAGUCUGCCAUUCCUUGUUUGAGCAAGCUCAGUUAGAAUCGGAGAUUGAUGUGUACGCGUCCAGCGGUCUCAAUGAUCUUUUCCAGGUGUGCGACGAGCAUCGAUUGGCAAUUGGAGGAGGAAAACUCACUCCGGAUGGUGAAGAACCUAGCGGCGAUAACGGACAUGGGAUCAAACUGGACGACCUGAAAGCAGGCGAGAGCUACGGCUUUGGAAUUGCUCUUGAUGAUGACUUGCUCAGCGGGACCACAAGCCCGUGCGGCACAUUCAGAAACCCUUGUUUGAUCGAUCCAAUGUCUAAGGGAGAAGUGUUCGACGUGGCCAACAUUGAGGUGUGGACGUACACCCCCUGUGCGGAUGUACAGGCUGCGGAACGAAUGGAAAUGACGCGAUACUUUUUGGAAGAGUCAAUACGCUCCGUGACCAGCAGCACUGCCAGCUCGGCCAAGGGAGUCGACCUAUACUCCAAUCCAUUCAAUUCACAAGACGAGUUCCAGAGAGACUUUUAUCGCCGUGUUGGACAGCACGAGCGUACGGGCCCCAACCACAAAUACGGCACGUUGAUUGCUGCAAGUGGUGUGCGUCGAUAGACUGCGCGAAAAGUAGCAACCAACCAUCCGCUGCAGGCUAGAAGCUGAGGUGCCCCCUGUUCUAAAGCCGAUGAGCGUCAUACCCUUGUUUCAUUUCAUCAUUUCAUGUACGACGUACUACUGUAUAUUUGUCCAUGUUUAGUUUGUAAUAAUUCCAACUAUAGAGAUCGUUGCAUAUCUUUGAGU